Molecule: messenger RNA, 1506 nt
Organism: Penicillium maclennaniae
Lineage: Eukaryota; Fungi; Ascomycota; Eurotiomycetes; Eurotiales; Aspergillaceae
Exons: 3
Coding region: 1-1506 (501 amino acids)
Source: RefSeq, a predicted model, not a curated record
AUGUUCAAAGCACAAGAGCAUGGACUUGGAGUGCUCCCCGAGGCUACAGAAAAGGCUCGGGAGAUUGCUCGUCAGGGGCAGGUAGCCUUCGUCGAGAUUGAACGAAUGCUCGACAAAUUACAGAACAACGACUCAGAUGAUGACUUCAAGCAUACACCUAUGCAAGAACGGCUCAAGUGGUGUUUUCGGAGACAAUACGUCACGUAUUUACUGGCACAAUUGGAAUCCCUCAAGCUCAGCCUGAUUGUAAUGCUUCAAGUGCUACAGCUGGGCAAUUUGGCCAAACCAGGGACUACUGCGCCAGUCUCCACCACGAUGAAUGGAGGAGAUGAAAUUGCCGAACGGAAAGCGGAGAUUCAGAACGUGGUUAUUGUGCGGUACUGGACCGUGAAGCGUCUUAAUCGUUUGUGGGAUGCUGCGAGCAAGAGGCGCGGGACGCCAAUAGCGGUCACAACCCAAGCUGCCAGUCUUACAAAACUACGCACUGUGACUUUUGGAGAGAGUGAUUCCGAUUUAGGGGACAUUGAACGGUCUCCAAAGGAUAUGGUGCUACUGUCUGAGAAAGCCUUGAACCGCCUCUUACUGAUGUGGAUUCCGUCAUUUGAUCCUACGAAGAUCCACAAUGCUGGAAGGCGAGUCCAUCCCCAGCCGUCUGUAUCUUCAGACACCGAAGACGACGCUGAGAGCCUGGACUUUGAGAACUUCCACUCUGGUGGUCACUAUCUAGAGGGAACUACUAUGGACUGGCGCAAGCCCCAUUCUCAAGAGGCUCGGCAAGAAGCAGCGCAGCGACGUCGACAAUACUCUGAGUAUCAAGCGCACGUGGAAAGCGACCCUGAAAUCGAAGUGCCUCGUCGUAAAGAAGUGUAUCCAGAAAAGCCACGAUCAACGGUCUCAAAUGAUGAAGUCGAGCAAAGGUCCAAUGACCGCCAGCCACCUAUCAGCAUUCCCAUGCACCACCGCGCCCAUUCUAAUAGCGUUCCCUCCCAAUACCCUCCGACGUCGAACCCUAGCGGCAGACCAGCUGCGAGCUAUCCAGCCAACCAGCCUGUCCCUCGUGCCCCAGCACCGCCGCGAUUACAAACGCCGCCGUCUCCCAUCCCGGGACCUCCGCAGUACAAAUGCAGUCCACCAGAAAGCUACGUGAACACAAUUCCACGCUCGAUCCUGAAGAAACCUAACCCAACCGCAAUUCCGAACAUAACAUGCACCCUACCAGGUCAACUCGACAACCCCUGGGGCCGACCUCAAGCCUACAACUCACGUCAACCACAUCACAGCGCCUCAGCGUACCAGCUGUCAACAUCCUCCCCAGAGACCAGUCUCCGGCCAUCACCGCCACGCUCGGCGCAGCGAUCGCCAUCCCGCCAUAGUCGAUCCUCACGGGAAGAGGAAAACCGACAAGAAACCAGGGAACGGCGCAAACGCAACGCAACCCGAGGAUUGGUUGGACUGGGAGCCAUAGCUGGAUUUAUGGAUGCGCUGGAGGCAUUCUCAAUCCUUUAA